This is a messenger RNA of Cydia amplana, 1494 nucleotides long. RefSeq names its product juvenile hormone esterase-like. Bases 214 to 1494 code for a protein of 426 amino acids. Gene Ontology annotation, molecular function: serine hydrolase activity. Lineage: Eukaryota; Metazoa; Arthropoda; Insecta; Lepidoptera; Tortricidae. The record is from RefSeq and is a predicted model, not a curated record. The transcript has 2 exons.
CAUCUUUUACGUUGUUAAAUUUUAUUUAAUAUUUAUCUUUUCCAGGUCACGUUAAAUGUAGAACCAUUUGAAGGGAUUUAUAACGCAACAGAUGAUUCAGUGAUAUGCCCUCAAAAAGAUGAUUUAGAACAUACUAUAGUAGGCACUCUAGACUGCUUGCGAAUAAACGUCUACGUCCCACAAGUGGCCAGCUCCACUAACCUACUCCCUGUUAUGGUUUGGAUCCACGGAGGCGGCUUUAGGAGAUGGGACUCUAAUAGAAGCACAUACGGUCCUGAUUUUCUCGUCACAAAGGGCGUCAUUCUAGUCACCUUUAACUACAGACUUGGUCCAUAUGGCUUUAUGUCACUCAAUAGUUCAAAUAUACCAGGUAACGCAGGAUUGCGAGACCAGUUAAAGGCACUGAAAUGGAUCAAAGAAAAUAUUGCAGCAUUUAAUGGAGAUGAAAAUAAUAUAACUCUGUUUGGCGAAAGCGCCGGAGCUGCUUCUGUUGAAUUCCACAUGUUAUCAGGACAUUCUAAAGGCUUAUUCCAUAAGGCUAUUAUGCAAAGUGGGACAGUUCUUUGUGAUUGGGUAAUGAAUGAUCCAGACACACUAGCGCCUAUAAAGUUAGCUCAACAUUUAGGACUAAAUACCGAUGAUAUUGAGAACGCUUUAAGAUAUAUAUCCAAGUUUGAUCCUCACGACGUGAUAAAAGCCACUAUUGACAUAGGUUACGAAGAAUCUUUCAAACCAGUAGUCGAAUAUGAAUUCGAAAAUGUAUACACUAUGAUAAACGAUAAGCCAAGCAACCUUUUGAAAAAGGUGUCUACGUCAAUACCUAUAAUUAUAGGAUUCAAUAGCAAAGAACAGCAACGAAAUAUAAAUUACUAUUUACAAUCUCCUGAUUAUGUAGAGUCGGCAAAGAAAACUUUCAAAGCAAAGAUUGAUAAUUAUUUCCAACUCGACGAGGAAGAGUUGGAGACAGCUGAGAAGUUAGUCAGAUUUUUCUAUAUAGGCAGUGAGGAUAUGACAGCUAAUGUCAAUGCAAUGAUAGAGUUUGAUUCCGACUUUACGUUUGUAUAUCCAAGUUUAAGAAAUAGCAGAUAUUAUGUGCAAGUUAAUUCUGCUCCAGUGUAUUUGUAUAUGUUUGACUAUGCUGGGCAAAGAAACUACAUGAAAAAUAGAAUGAAUUUGACCACAGAACCUGGUGCUAUGCACGCGGAUGAGAUUGGAUAUCUAUUCGAUCAAUCGUUCUACACUCAACCUGAUUCAGUCAUGGACACAGUUAUUAUAGAACGAAUGACAUCAAUGUGGACCGACUUUGCUAAAACUAGCAACCCCACACCGGCAGCCACAAAAGUUCCCUUUUCAUGGCACCCUUCAGCUACUGAACCCAAAUUCGACUACGCCGUUCUGAGCAAUGGCGUUCAGAUGGCUCAGCACCCGUUUUAUCAGAGGAUGGCUUUCUGGGAUACAUUAUUUGCCACUUAUGGCAAAAAAACAAGGUGGUAA